Molecule: messenger RNA, 546 nt
Organism: Naegleria gruberi
Lineage: Eukaryota; Heterolobosea; Eutetramitea; Acrasida; Naegleriidae
Exons: 1
Coding region: 1-546 (181 amino acids)
Biological process (GO): sterol biosynthetic process
Molecular function (GO): iron ion binding; C-4 methylsterol oxidase activity
Source: RefSeq, a predicted model, not a curated record
AUGGGUGUGUUCUUUCCACCUCCUUUCAGUCGCAGCUAUCAAGAUUUACAAAACGAGUCACUUGUCAGUCAAUUAGUCAUCAUUCCAAUAUUUAUUUUAUGUGAUGACAUUUUCACAUUCAUAGUUCACUUUCUAUUACACAAAAUUCCAUAUGUUUACAAGUAUGUUCAUUACCUUCAUCAUGAAAUCAAAUACUCAGUCUCAAUUGGUUCUCAAUAUUUUCAUCCAAUUGAAUUUUUAGUGACAGUGCCAGCUGUCAUGAGUGGUCCUUUAUUGACACAUGCUCAUUUAUUUUGGUCUUUUGUUUGGACUGUGGUUAAGACGUUUGAAGCAAUUCAUUCUCAUUCAGGAUUUGAUUUUAUGAAAUAUUACAGAACUAGUCCUGUCACCAAGUCAAUUUUAUUGGAUGCCAGUGAGCAUACCUAUCAUCAUACACAUUAUCAAGACUGCUAUGGGGCGUGGUAUUGUUUAAUUGAUAAAUUGAUUGGAACUAACCUUAAUUUUGUGAAAUUCACCGAAAAGAAACAAUAUUCGAAAGAUAAAUAA